UUUUCCUUUUGGGUGCAGUAACCUGGUGGAGCAGCGGUUGCCGGAGUCGAGUUGUCGUAGUGGGUCUGGUCGGCGAGGAGGGCAGUGCCGGUCGGCGCAGGGUGGUAGACGGCCAUGGGCAGGAACAUGACGGCAGUGACGCCAAUGCCGGGCCGCGGGCUUCAUGUGACCUGCCUGGCGGUGAUGGUGCUGUGCGGGGUGCACCUCGCCGUCACCCUGUUUUACUACCUCGACGUGCACGUCUACACCGGGCAGAUGAUGCGGCGGUUCGGCAACUUCAUGGAGAGUGAAAGACUUUCCAUACCCGCCAACAGCACAGGCCCCAGCAGCGCAGGCCCCACCCGCACAGGCUCCAGCACCGCCGUGUCCUCUCCGCCGCCGCUUCAGCCUUGCCCAGAGACAUCGCCACUCCUCGCUGGUCCUGUUCUUGAUCUCCCUGACAUUCAGGAUUCGGAACAUCAUGAGCAUCAAGCAGCACAUGCCAAUGUGGGACCACUCGAAAUUGGAUUUUCUCAGUCUGUUAAUCUGGAGGAUGUGCAAAAGAUUAAUCCAUUGGUGAGGGAAGGAGGUCGAUUCGCUCCAGUGGAGUGUACAGCUCUUCAGAAAGUUGCCAUCAUUAUUCCUUUUCGCAAUCGUCUUCAGCACUUGAACUAUUGGUUAUAUUACUUGCAUCCAAUUCUCCAGAGACAGCAACUUGAUUAUGGGGUGUAUGUCAUUAACCAGCACGGAGAAGACACUUUUAAUCGUGCCAAACUUCUCAACGUAGGUUUUAUGGAAGCUUUGAAAGUAUAUGACUACAGCUGCUUUGUGUUCAGUGAUGUUGAUCUGAUUCCUAUGGAUGAUCGAAAUAUCUACAAGUGUUACAGCCAGCCAAGGCACCUGGCUGUGUCAAUGGAUAAAUUUGGUUUCAGAUUACCAUAUAACCAGUACUUCGGAGGAAUAUCAGCCUUAAGUAAAGAACAACAUGAAAAAAUCAAUGGGUUCCCGAAUGAUUACUGGGGCUGGGGAGGGGAAGAUGAUGAUAUCUACAACAGGAUUGUUUUCAAAGGCAUGUCGAUUUCACGCCCCAGUGGUGGUAUAGGGAAAUGCCGUAUGAUCAGACACAACAGGGAUCAAAAUAAUGCACCUAACCCUCAGAGGUUUAACAGAAUUAGUCAAACGAGGCAGACAAUGCAACAUGACGGUUUAAAUUCACUCGUGUAUAAGGUAUUAGAAGUCAAGAAAUAUCCGCUGUACACCUUUAUUGAUGUGGAUAUUGGUGGGCCUGGAAGACCUCCUUCAAGAUAACAAAAGUGGUGAAGAACUUCCUGAAGAAAAGAUGAACUAAACCUCAUUUCUUAAAUUCAUGCUACCUACCAUAUGUGCCUUAUUCAGUUACUUUCAUAUGCUGCAUUUCCUCCUUGUAUUUAUCAAAGUUGAUGUUGAAAUCAAAUUACGUGUGGGAUUUCUUCGCCUUAAUUCCGAGAAUUUGAACAUCAUGCGUUUUCAAAAUUACACUCUUAUAUCUCAAAACUAUUUUUGCAUGCAGGUUUUUAAAAUGAUCUUGCAUUAUGUUUCCUCAUCCAGUUUUGACUUUCAGACUCUCAGGAACAUACUGUCAUUGUUCUAAAUGUGUUACAUUUUUUUCAGUCAUUCAUCAGCUGAGGCAUCAUACGUUCUGUCUUGUGGAUAGCUUUAGAAACAUUGCUAAUUUAUUUGUAAUCCUGAUUUUGUUUUGUGUGUGUGCCUACACUAAUGACUAGAAAAUGUGAUGCCUGAAAUGUGAUACAAACCCAGCAGAAUCAAGCCGUGCUACCAAGUUGCCAAUGAAUUACAUUUUACUGUUAUAAGACUUUUGGCUAGGAGGAUUGGUUUUCUCCUAACAGUACAAUCCAUUCAGCUUUAAAUCUGAAGAGCUACAUCUCAUCUGAAUUCAGCUAUCCACUGUGAAGUUCCACUGUUGCGAAGAUGACUUCAACUCACUGGGGAGUCUGGCUCCUGAGUUAAUGCCUAGAUUAGAUAGCUAAUUUUUCUUUUUGCAUGUUCUCAGGAUGUGAACAGUCCUGACAAGGUCCAAUUUAUUGCCAACCCCUAGUUCUGAUGGGCCUUCUCCUUGAAUUACUAGUCUUGUAAUGGUGCUCCUACAACUGUUAGGUAGGAUAUUCCAGGAUAUUGAUUCAAUGACAAUGGUGAUGUAUAUCCAUAUCCGGAAUGUAUGAGUUGAAAGUGAUGGUGUUUCAAUCCCAUUCAAUUUUGAGGCUGAUGUCCCCUGAAACUGCUUUGUAUCAAUAUGAAAAUGCUAGUUUAGUUUUAGUAACACAUUUGAAAAGCAAAUGGAAGGGCACUUUUACCCAUGCCCUGUUUCUUGGUCUGGUUGGCUGGAAACAGUAUACAUCAAAAACUAAUAGAAGGAUUUCAAUGAAACUUGAUACGCAGGGUAUGGCCCAAGGAAGAACUGAUUAGUUUUUGGCAAUGUUACAAAUCCGGAUCCUGCGAAUUUUGUAAAGGAUCCCUUAACAUUGGGGAAAUGGAUGAAUUGACUAUUUUUAGAAUGUUGUGGAUUUAUUGUUUUAGAAUAUUGUGGGUUGUCUUCACUGAUGUGAUACAAUUUGUAACAGCUGUCAAAAUGUGAGCACAGUUUUCAGUGCAGGUUGUUGGAUAUGGAUUGGCCUGAAGCCAGUGAGAUGGAAGCUCAUAAUAAAAAGAUUCAUUUUUUUUCAGCUUUGUAGUUACAGAGCAUCAACCAGACAGGGAAAAGCCUUGAGGAAGAGCUUUAUAAUUGCAGUGUUGAGUUAACGUAGCAUGGGGGAGGUAUGCUCCCCACUGACUGUCCUCUUUACUUGUUAUGCCUGGUUCCAUCUGUCUCAUUCACGCAAAUACUUAUAUGCUAUUCUCUUCAUUCACACAGGCACAAUGCGUGGACACUUGCACACCGCAUAUGCUGUGGUGCGGCCCUUAAAAACUGUGGGCUGGAUUUUAUAGCCGCAAAUUGUGCAGGCUGCCCCCCCCCCCCCCCCCGGCAUGAAUCUAAAAGCAUUAAAAUACUGCGUAAUGGCAUUGGGUUGGUAAUACGGUGUCAUUGCGAUAUUACAGAAGGCAAGGGGUCAUGGAAAUGGGAAACCUGCCUGCCAUUUUGAAAAAACCAAUUAACAAGCUAUAGAGUUUGUUAAAGAGCCAAUUAUAUGCAAUUUUUCAUUGCGUGAUAUUUUUUUUGGGCAUUGGCAGCAAAAGGUUUGGUAAUGCUUUACAGUGACAAGACGGCACAAAAGUGGAAGAUACGGCCUGAUACCGGGACCAUGGCUGCAUGUAGUAGCAUAGUCUGCUGGUGAGGGUGACAGCAUCUUUAUGAUUUUGGACUUAAUUUAUUAACUUUUUUCAACCUGCAUGAGAAAAAUAGGUUGGGAGGCAGGGGAUCUUUAAAUCUGUAGGCAUGACCGACUUCCUCUUAAUAAUACAACGCCCUCUUAAUAAUACAACGCCUCUGCCUAGACUCCCAAUUUGGCACAGAACCCUCUUCACACCGCUUAUUGGCCACCUUCCUGCCGGACAGUCACUAAUUGGCUGUUGAACACUUGAUUUGCAAAUCUAAGGCGGCGGGGCAGGAGUGAGCAGACCACUCAAUUUCCAUUUCACCUCCUUCACCCCACCGAAAACAGUAAAAUCCAGCCUCAUGUAUGCCUGCACGCACAAACUGCAUGAACAUGUGCGCAUACGCACAUAGUAGUAUGUUGCUUUUUCUUUAAAUGCAAAUGAAAUUGAAUUGUCGCCACUUUUAACCAAAGAAUAUGAUUCAGAUGAUAUUUUUGAUGCAGCUUGCUAAAUAUAUAUCCUUUGACCCCAGACUGAGUGUUGUCCAAAGCUUAAAGAGUAGGAGAUUUGAAUAGGAUGUGCCUUACAUUACCAGGGUAAUGGCAAAGGGCCUUGAGUGGGAUUAUCAGUCCAAAAUUGGAUUAUGGCCAAUGUACCAUCAAGGAAGUUGCCAGCAUUUAUGGCAGUAACACAAGUUGCUGCAGCAAUGCCAGCAAACAGGAAUUUGUUACAUACCACUGCUAUUCCUGGAAACUUCUUCCAGAAAAUUAUAUUGCUAGAAAUUUUCUCUUGUGUAGAAGUUUAAACGCAGUUAACUCCCUGAUAUUAGACCAUAUCCUCUCUAUAAUAUCUUGUAGUCAUUAGCUGACCUUGGAUGAAAGACUAACUUGACAGUUGAGGCAGUUCACAAUGGUAACCUGGCAUUUUUUAAUUACCUAUAUCUGUAUGUGGCUGAUCUCCCAGUGUCACAUUGGGGUCAGCUCAUACUUGAAUUAUCCUGGCUUGUAGUCUGGCAUUUCUGAAUGUCUUGGCUGUUUAUUCUGACUGUGGUUGUCAGCCUGCACACUUCUCUUCAGGAUUCCUUCAUUCUAUUUUUGAGGCAGCAAUUUUUGCACAAACUGAAGGGACUUGCCCUAAAACGUACUGGUUCAUCAGGAUGCUUUAAAUCUAGGUUUGCUUAGCUACUGAGAACCAAGGAUGCAGAAAAAUUUGAGUUAAACAAAUACAUGCAGGGCAGAGUUAAUACUGAAAUCUUAUUUCAGGAGUGAGUAAUGGGAUUUGCAUUGGCAUUUGUAAAAUGUCUCAUUUAAACCAUUUGUAGGUUUUGGGUCUUUUGAUUAUGGUUAGGUUCUUGACUGUAUCUACCAGUUGUCAAUUGCAGCAGAAGGUGCAAUUGCCUGUCAUUGCACCUGGCAUAAAACAAAACAGGCUACAUCAUUAAAGUAAACAAGAACCACAUGAAUUCUCAAGGGGAAAGCUUUGUAGUACACAUCCACUAUCUUUGGAGCUUUUCUUUCUUUAGCCCCAAGGACCUUAGAAGUGUAUAGCACAGGAGGGGGCCAUUCAACCCGCCGGGCUGAAUUUUAACUCUCAAAAAUGGGGAAGGGGAGAUGGUGGAUCAUGUCAGAAGUUUAAAAUGCAGGCAAUCUGAAAAAAGAACCCAACCUGGCCACUGGUAGUUUUAACAGGUGGUCUGAGGGGCAGGUGAGCAACUUGCUUGCAUGAAGCAGGUUGGAGGUUUAAAUAUUAUAAUAAGACUGCAUGUAUUCAUUUUAACAUCAUUAUAGUUUGAGGCAGCAGAGUUUCUUGGGUCUCAGGAAACUUGGCAGCUUAGAGGAGGGAUGAACGGGUAAAUGCCAUUACUUGAGGGACAGACAAGAAGAGCAGGAGUGCUUCUUCAAGCCCAACGAGCUACCCUGUAGCAACACAUACUGGCAAGAUGUCUGCUCCCCCAUAAUCACCGUUAAACUCUAUCCCUUUCCCACCAUGACCACCAUCUGUUCCCCUGCCUUGACUGCUGUCUGCUCCACCCCUCCGAACUGAGUGGCAGAGUCAGAUGCUUCCAUUUGUUUCAACUUCUUUAAACCAUUGUUCAAGGUUUUUUGAAGCAGUGACAUUGAGAGUCCAAGUAUCAAUUCUAUGUUACACUGAGUAUCCAGUCUGAGCUGUUAAGAGCAGAGGGUAGUGUGGAGCAGAAUCAGAUUAGAAUCUUCUAGAAAGCUGUUCUCCCACUUUCUAAAAUGCAACAAAAAUGUGAACUAAGAGGGAGGAUAUUUCACAGGCAACAAAUGAAGAAAAGUGAAGAAAUGGUGUUACCAUAUAUGCAGACAUGGGCAACCAGAAUAAAAUGUUAAUGAAGAAAAGCCUGCAGUUUUGAUGCAUGAACCAUUUGUUGUGUUUAUUCGAGCUUGAGGAAAAUAGGAACAGAAGGGAUCAUUGCAAUCCUUUGAGCCAAUCCCAAGAGUAAAAGUAUGCCAUGUCUUAUUUUGCAAUUGCUCCUUUCACAAAAAUAUUUUCCAGCUCCCUCUUGAAUUUGCAGGCACCUUUCCCUCCAUAACCUCUUGGCCAGCCCAUUCCAUACAUUCACCAUCCUCUGAAAUAGCUAAACCUAAACUCGUUUGAGUUUUAGUCUCUGCCCCGGUUACAGUUUUGGUUGUGCCAGGUUUGUAUUUUAUACGUGCCUUAUUCUUGUAAACCUUGAUCUGUUCUCUCCAAAAUUUCCUAUUUUCAGUAUAAUAUUGCCAGUUUCUUCAGUAGCUAAAGUUAAUUUCUGCCAUCAGUUUAUUUGCCUUUUAAUGAGAACAAAAGCAAUAGGAGCUGGAGUAGGUCAUUUAGUCUUUCGAGUCUGUUCUGCCGUUCAACAAGAUCAUGGCCAAUCUUCUACCUCAACUCCACCUUCCCACACUAAUCUCAUAUCCCUUAAUUCAUUUGGAAUGCAAAGAUUCUCAGCCCUUUGAAGAAAUUCCUCCUCAACUCAGUCAUGAAUUGUUGACCCCUUUAUUCUGAACUGUGACCCUACGCUCUAGAUUCCAAAGCCUCUUUAAAGCCAGGAUGUCACCACUCUAAUUUGAUGUAUGCAGCCCCAUGUAAUGUUUCUAACACAGACCUAUGAGACACUAUUCAUUUUUUUCAUCCUAAUGCAGCCCCAUGUCGAACUGUUCUUUGCAAUGUCCCAAAAUUAGUUGUGUUCCUCAGAUGAAGGAUGGCUGUGCUUUUGGAGUGAAAUUCUUGUCCUGAUAUCAAACAUUGACUUGUCAGAUGCAGAGCAGAAUUCUUUACAUGAGCCUAUUGCAAAAGCAUAUACUUCAAUUCUUGCAACUAUUCAGUCUAACAAUGUUUUACAAAAAAACAAUUUGUGCAAUAAUUAUUUAUACUGUGGACAUUUGUAUUUUGUAUUGAAUCAUUUUGAAAUACAAUUUGUUUGCAA
Molecule: messenger RNA, 6715 nt
Organism: Carcharodon carcharias (great white shark)
Lineage: Eukaryota; Metazoa; Chordata; Chondrichthyes; Lamniformes; Lamnidae
Product: beta-1,4-galactosyltransferase 1-like
Exons: 7
Coding region: 115-1287 (390 amino acids)
Biological process (GO): carbohydrate metabolic process; protein N-linked glycosylation
Molecular function (GO): cytoskeletal protein binding; beta-N-acetylglucosaminylglycopeptide beta-1,4-galactosyltransferase activity
Source: RefSeq, a predicted model, not a curated record